This is a messenger RNA of Exserohilum turcica Et28A, 2234 nucleotides long. RefSeq lists its product as uncharacterized. Bases 159 to 2234 code for a protein of 691 amino acids. The record is from RefSeq and is a predicted model, not a curated record. Gene Ontology annotation, biological process: amino acid transmembrane transport. Gene Ontology annotation, cellular component: membrane. Gene Ontology annotation, molecular function: amino acid transmembrane transporter activity. NCBI's taxonomy places the organism in Eukaryota, Fungi, Ascomycota, Dothideomycetes, Pleosporales, Pleosporaceae. The transcript has 7 exons.
CGCAAACCAUGUCAAAGCGUUGUCUUUGCAUCGCCGCCGCAUGCUGUGCUGAUACGAAUACUUGAAUCAUUCUCUAUUAGGCGUACCUCUAAGGCGUACUUCUACGGCCCACCUGGUUAAAGUUACAGCCUUGCCGUUGCCUGGACUUGCUGGCCAGCAUGGAUGAGGAAUACCGUCCACUGGAUCGAUCGCCAUACUAUGUAACGCACUCUGAGCACCUCGAUCGUGUCCUCAGCAGACCUCAGCUCGCGGGUAUUGGUAUUUCGGGCUGCGUCGGUGGAGGCAUCUUCAUCACUUCGGGUGCUCUGAUUGCAACGACUGGAUCACUCGGGGCUACCAUCAGCUAUGUCGUGGCCGGAGGCAUUGUUGCCUGUGUCAUGUACACCCUUACUGAGAUGGUGACAUGCCGGCCACUCACCGGAGCCCUCAUCGAUCUGCCCCAUACCUUUCUGGACCCGGCCAGUGGCUUUGCAGUUGCAGCCAUGUAUGGGCUAGGCAAGAUUUUCGCCAUGGCUACACUGACAGCGCACUCAGCUGAACUGACUGCUCUGCUGAAGUCUAACCCAGAGCCUCAUUCCACUGGCGCAGAGACAGCCAUCAAUAUUGCCUUUAUUGCUCUGACUACUUUUUCGCAUUGUCUCGGUGUCAAGUUUUACGGCAAGAUUGAACGAGUGGUAAUGUGGUUCAAGCUCAGCUUGCUAGUGCUUGUCUGCGUGAUGAUGGUGGUGCUCAACCUUGGAGGCGGCGGUCCAAGGGAGGGAAAGUAUUACGGGAGCAAGUUGAUCUCUCUCGGUUACCGAAUUGGCGCUAAUUUUACGGUAGACUAUACGACACAUGCAUUUACUCCCGAUUGGAAACCGAUUGGGCAUACCAACACGCGUGCCGACCCGCUUACGCUCACCGGCGUCUCUGAUGAUGCUUUUGGUAUCUCAGGGCCGGGGGGUGUCUUGUUUGCAUUCAUCACUUCAAUCACACUUGCCAUGUUCUCUUGCUUCGGGACAGAUCUUGUUGCAAUGACUGCUGGCGAGGCAAAGAACCCCUGGAAAGACGUACCCGUCACCAUGUCUUUUGUAUACAUUGUGCCGCUCAGUAUCUAUCCAUUCGCCAUGCUUGCUGCUGGAUCCACUGUCAACUAUGCAAAUCCUCACCUCUCCAAAAUAUGGGCAAGAGGUAAUGGCCCUACAAGAUCACCUUUCGUCAUAGCGGCCGAAGAGUCGUCACUCACGGCGUUACCGAGAGUUCUCAAUGCGUUCUUUAUAAUAUCGGCCUACACGACCGCAAAUACCGACCUUUAUGCGGCUUCACGAGGUGUCUUCAUGUUAUCUCAGCAAUACCUCCCGAGAAGAAUCGCCAACAUCUUUGGUCGAACCAACAAUGGGCACACGCCACUAGCAGCCAUUCUGCUAUGCUCAGCCCUUGGUUUUCUGUCACUCAUCGGCUUGGCCGACAAGUCUGGCUCGCAGCCACGCAUCACGCUGUCUGAGCUCUACACGGGCACAGCAACCUGCAUCAACCUCUGUCUCUGCCUCACUUUCCUGCGCUUCAAAGCCGGGCUCGACCGCCUCGCCAAGCGCAAAAUCUUUGGGCGAAACCACCCGCUGUACAAGACACGGCUCUUCAAGUCACGCUGGCAGCCCCUCCCCGCAUACAUUGGCAUCAUCGGCAGCGCCUUUGUACUCAUCUGGUCGGGUAUCCCGCCUUUCGUCAUCCUCGUCACAAAAAACAGCCUCACGUCCACGGGAAACCUCAAGCCAACCAUAAGCCUCGCAUUUGACGUGCUCGGCGCAUACAUUGGCCCCGUGCUCUUUGCUGCCCUCUAUCUUACCUACAAGUUCAUUUACCCGCGUACCACAGCCGUCGACAUACGCAAUCUCACAGUCGAAGACUACGUGCUACAGGACCUCUCUUCCAUCGAGCUCGAGGGUCCCGACUCAGUGCCUCCGCCCAUUCCCCGCCCUCGCUUCGACUCGUACGAAAUGGAUGCCGGAUUUGCCGCGGGAGCUUCGUCGUCGUUGUCACCCACCAACCACAUGUUUGACGACCCGUUCAAAGACGAAACCUGGCAUGUCAGUGUCAAUAUGAAUACAGAGGUGCAAGAAGAAGUUGAAGCAGAGGCGGCGAGACGCACCGAACGAGCGCGCAUCAGGCAGAUUCUCGAGAGGCGGCCUGAGAGGAUGGGACGGGGUUUUUGGAGGGAGCUUUGGAGUUUUGUCAAGACGGAUAGGGAGGAUUAG